AGCUUGACUGGAGGGUUUCUCUGCCUGGUGUGGGAUUCACAUCCUAACGCUCAUGUGGUAACAUCCAGCAUCGCUUGUCUCCCCCUGCACGCUGGCCUGAUUCCAGGGAUUUGAAGUAGACAAGAGAAACAGACAGAGAUAGAGAGUGCAUAUACGCUGGAGAGAGAUAAGACAGAGGGGUAAAGAAAACUGUUGAAAAGGCAUCAAGAAGAACCAGUGGUUUAUCAACUGACUGAACACUACAAAUCCACUAACAUGGCAGCCAUGGAAGCCCUCCAAUCCACAAGUGCCUUGCUGGAGCCUCAAACCCUCACCGAGAUCUCAGACGAUGAGGUCAACCUUCCACCCUCAGAUGAUGAAGACGAUGCCCUUGCCGCAGCCAAGAAAGAGAUUUCCAUCAUGGGUACAGAUGGGGACGCGGCGGAAGACAAGGACAACGCAGUGAAGCUGGACACCCAGGUGAACGGGGUCAUGGUGCUGUCUUUGCUUGAUAAGAUCAUCGGGGCGGUGGACCAGAUCCAGCAGACCCAAAGCGGGCUGGAAGCCAGGCAGCAGGAGAUGGAGCGCUCGGUGACCAACAUUCAGGGCGAUCUAACCAAACUGUCCAAGAGUCACAGCACCACGUCCAACAGCGUCAACAAGAUGAUGGAGAAAGUGCGCAAGGUGAGCAUCAACGUCAAGACUGUGCGGGCCACCCUGGAGAAGCAAGGAGGCCAGAUCAAGAAACUGGAGAGCAACGAGGCUGAGCUGCUCAAGAGACGCAACUUUAAAGUCAUGGUCUACCAGGAUGAAGUGAAGGUUCCCUCAAAACUAAGCAUCUCAAAAUCCAUGAAGGUUUCUGAGUCUUUGUCAGGAAGCAAAGGAGGCAGCCUACUGGAGCUCAAGGAAGCUGUGGAAGAGGAGGAGAGAGGAGAUGGAGAGAAGGAAGACAAACCCCAUGUAGACCUCUCAUCAGAUGAAGAGGGGGUGGAGAUCGAGGAGACCAUUGAGGAGUCUCGUGCCGAGCGCAUCAAGCGAAGCAGCCUUCAGCGCGUACAAACCCUGAAGACGGUCUUCUCAAAGGAGAAGAUGGAUAAGACCAGAGCAAAGACCAAAGAGAACCUGGAGAAGACAAAGCAGAAAACCAAGGAUAAUCUGGAGAGGACAAGGCAGAAAACUAAGGAUAAUUUAGAGAAGACCAAGCAGAAGACCAGACAGAACCUGGAGAAGACACGUCACAACAUUGAGAAGAAGAUGGGGAAGCUCGGAACAAGGAUGAGCGUCAACCCUGAGCACAAACAGAAGAUCCAGACAUCCCGUGACAAGGUGAAGAAGGCCUUCACGCCAGACCAUGUUGUUUAUGCCCGGUCCAAGACUGCUGUGUACAAGGUGCCCCCCUUCACCUUCAAAGUCAGGAAAGUCCGCGAAGGCGCAGUCGAGGUGGUCCAAGGCACAGAGAUGGUGGAGGUGUCCCAGGAUGCUGAUCCCUUCAGUGGAGUGGAGGAGGAGGUUGAGGAGGGUGCAGUAGAGGUCGAGAUGGAGAUGAUGAAUGGAGGUGGAGAUGAGGAAGAGGCUGAGGAGGAUGAAGAGGACGACAGCCACGAUGCUCUGCAGGAGAAUGAAGACAGAGAUAGAGACAGUGACUAGACAAAGAAUAAGGAAUUUCCUGACGUAAUCCCUGAGGUUCUUUUGUAAAAAUUGAAUAAUUGUGGGGAUUUGGAAGAUUGCUACAGAGUAAUUAUGGUUGAUUACAACUUGGGUCUCAUUUUUUGUUAACAUUUUGGCCAUCAUUCCUAUCAGUUAUGAUAACUUUGUACUCAUAAGUCAUUGCUGAGAGCUGGGAACAUUGUCUCAUCGCUACAAAUUUGACUGGUCAUUCAUACAAUCUUACAGGUGGUUAGCCAGCCAUCAUUUAGUCUAGAUGAUCUAAUCCACUUUAUUUGGACGUAACAUUUAAAAGGGAUGACCUAAACUGUCAGUCAUAAUCUUUCAUCAUACAGGAAAAUAGUGU
Messenger RNA from Etheostoma cragini (Arkansas darter), 1990 nucleotides. It is a transcript of the gene cavin1b, whose product is annotated as caveolae associated protein 1b. Gene Ontology annotation, biological process: termination of RNA polymerase I transcription; transcription initiation at RNA polymerase I promoter. The record is from RefSeq and is a predicted model, not a curated record. The transcript is spliced from 2 exons. Gene Ontology annotation, molecular function: rRNA primary transcript binding. Gene Ontology annotation, cellular component: cytoplasm; caveola. The coding region runs from base 256 to 1626 and encodes 456 amino acids. NCBI's taxonomy places the organism in Eukaryota, Metazoa, Chordata, Actinopteri, Perciformes, Percidae.